UCAACCCUCUUUUCUAAAGUAACAGCUUUGAGUCAAUUCAGUCUCUACCAAAUGCAAACCACACAUCAGAAAAACCCUAUCUUGAUUUGGUUAAUGUUUUCCUUCAGAGGACUGUUGUCUGUCCAUGCUUCUUGCAAGUGAAGUUGUGCAGAAACUCUCGCUGUCUCUAGUCCUUUUGCGAGGGUUCACAUAAACUCUGCAUUUGAGCACUUCAACAAUAUGAUAUAAUGUCAGCAUUGCUGUCGACUCGAGCUUGCAAAUGUCAACCUUUAUUGUCCCUGUUACUGAUAAAGUUAGAGAAAACAGACUAAUUUUAACACAGUUUCUAAAUGAUUUUGAUUUUGCUUGUGGAAAAGCAUUUGUUUUAAACUCUCUGACAGCCAAUCUGGAUUCUUGAGAAGCAUAGUUAGACUAAAACGGUGGCUUUAAAUGAUCAGCCAACUGCUUAAACCUUGCAGAGAACGGCUAACAAAUAUGUAAUAGAGCAAAGUUAUUCAGUAAAAACAAUUGGAUGGAAAGUGCCAGCUACUUUAACUUUCAGACAUUUGGAGUCAUGACCAGCAUGCUCGAGCCCAAAUAACAAUUUGUUCUGUGAUUGAGACAACAUCUCCAGAUGGUUUAGAAUCGGAGCCAUACCGCUGGUGAAGAUGAAGUUUGAGAACAUCCUGGAGGAAGUCAACGGUUUUGGGCCUUUCCAGAUCUUCAUCCUCUUCCUGCUGUGGACUCCUCGAAUCGUUCUGCCCUGUCACUUCUUGCUGAACAUCUUCAUAGCAGCGGUGCCUCCUCAUCACUGUGAUAUAAGUAAACUCGCUGAUGGAGGACUCUUGGAAAAUUUAACUCAGGAGCAGAGACUGUCUGUCAGUGUUCCAGUGAAAGAAGACGGAGGCCUUAAAUCCUGUGAGAUGUUUGCAGAGCCUCAGUUUCAGCUCUUAGCCAACUCCUCUGACACUCUCCACAACACUGACAUGCAAAUGGUUCAGUGUCAGAGUGGAUGGGUUUAUGACAACUCCACCUUCACAUCCACCCUGGCGACAGAGUGGGACCUUGUCUGUGAUAGAAAAAGCCUGACAAAAACCACAGGCACAAUCUUCUUUUUUGGUGUGAUGAUGGGAGCCAUAGCUUUUGGAUACCUGUGUGAUAAGUAUGGGAGAAGAAACACACUUUUGGCCUCUUACAUCAUGGCGAUCGUGUUCGGUUUCUCCAGCGCAUUUGCGAACUCCUACAUUCUGUUUGCAGGGCUGAGAUUUCUGACUGGGUUUGGACUGACAGGAAUCAGCAUCAACUCAGCGGUUCUCACCAUCGAGUGGGUGGACACAGGUCAUAGGUCAUUUAUUGGUGUGAUGGGCAGUCUUGCCUGGUCUGUGGGCAACAUGCUGCUGGCUGGAUUUGCCUUCCUGGUCACUGACUGGCGGUCACUCAUCAUGACUGUCACAGCCCCACUGGGAUUCGCAGUCAUCACCUGGUGGUGGGUUCCUGAGUCUGCCCGUUGGCUUUUAGCCAAUGGUAAAGUUGAAAGCGCCCAGUUUUAUCUUGACAAAUGUGCUUCAUUCAACAAAAGACCCAAACUGUCAUCGAAAAUCAAACUGGAUGUACUGUCCAGUGUGGAAAUCCAGGAAAAGCAGGAGAAAAACUACACUUACCUCGACCUAAUCAAGACCCCCAAGAUGAGAUUGCUGUCCCUAAAGGCUGGGAUUGUGUGGUUUGGAGUGGCCUUGACUUAUUAUGGAAUCAGCCUGAACAUCAGUGGAUUUGGAUUAAACAUGUACCUCACACACUUUAUCUAUGCUGCCAUUGAAGUCCCUGCCAAACUGAUGAUCUAUUUCCUUCUUAACAUCAUUGGGCGGAGAAAAUGUCAGGCUGGAACUCUGUUACUGACUGGAUUCUGCAUCGCCAUAAACAUCUUUCUUCCAACAGGUCUGUGGCAUGUGCGUGCUGUUGUUGCCAUUCUAGGAAAAGGCUUAUCUGAAGCUUCCUUCACGACUGUCUUCCUCUACACGACAGAGCUUUACCCCACAGUUAUCAGACAAAAUGGUCUUGGGUACGUCAGCUUCAUCAGUCGUCUGGGAGUAUCAAUCGCUCCGCUCAUCUUGCUGCUGGAGGACGUGUGGACUCUUCUUCCUCAGAUCAUCAUCGGCUGCAUGGCCAUCAUUUCUGGCCUGGUGUCCCUGCUGCUUCCAGAGACAAUGAACGCGAGGCUGCCGGAGAUAAUCGACGACAUUGAAAAGCCAAGAAAAAAAGAAAUCUGCUCUCAAACUUCAGAGUCUGCCAGUGUCGUCUUGGAAUCAAAGAGUACAACAACAGAAACUAAGGAGUAAAGAGACAAGAAUAAAGAGGACUGUGUUUUUGUGCUCAUACACAUCAAACAGAACACGGGUAACCUUAACCCAUCUGGGCUUUACUUGAGCCAAGCAAUGUUUUUUGCUUGUGUUUUUCAGACACUGCUGACUGUUAUGAAAUGGAAAAAAUAAGAUAUAUCAGGAAAAUCUACAUAAA
This is a messenger RNA of Labrus mixtus (cuckoo wrasse), 2493 nucleotides long. RefSeq names its product solute carrier family 22 member 7-like. Lineage: Eukaryota; Metazoa; Chordata; Actinopteri; Labriformes; Labridae. Gene Ontology annotation, molecular function: transmembrane transporter activity. Bases 648 to 2315 code for a protein of 555 amino acids. Gene Ontology annotation, cellular component: membrane. The record is from RefSeq and is a predicted model, not a curated record. The transcript is spliced from 11 exons. Gene Ontology annotation, biological process: transmembrane transport.